AUGGCGUUAGGAAGUAGCUCUGUGUUACAGGGUGAACUUGUGAAUUGGUGUAAAGAGGCGCAGAUUGAUACAGACCAUGCAUUGUUACUGAUUGGUGCUCCAGUUGAGGUUGAGGUAGCCUGUAUUGAAGACACGGUUCAAACUGUAAAAGUCUUGGGCAGAGUACGUGUCAGAGAUACGAAGAUAGGCCCAACUGCAACAAGUUUGUUGGUGCUAUGUGAAUGUCGUGAGAAGAUAGAUCCGACUCGUGUUCCCCCUGAGGUGUUGCCUAUGGAUAGUGAGGAGGCAUGGAAGAUUGUGUUUGUCAGAGAAACUGAGCCUGCCUCUGAUGGCUUUGCUGCAAAACUUUCCAGACUUCUCCAGAGUGAAGGCAAAUCUAUGACUGAUGUGCAGGCUUUGCUUUCCCCUCUUUCGGUUAGCUCUCCUGAAUCAGUUAUACAUGCAGUUGGAGAACUGCUAGAAAAGACGACAAAACAUUCCAGUGAAGGCACAGCUUACAGGCGUUUGCGUGUUUUCUCGGGUGUUGUUCCUACUCCGGCUGAAGAGGAAACAAUGGAGAACUGGGUGGAACAGGCUAAAUUGAUGAUUGCAGAAUGUGAAUGUACUGAAAAGGAAAAGCGUAAGCGUAUAGUUGAAAGUCUGAAGGGUCCCGCCCUAGAGAUUGUCAAGGCUGUUAGACUGUCUAGUAAUGAUGCUAGUGCAGCAGAGUAUCUGGUAGCACUGGAAAGUGCGUUCAGGACAUCUGAGUCUGGUGAAGAUUUGUACUUCGCUUUCCGACUUCUUCGCCAAAAUCCUGGUGAAGCUCUAUCAGAGUUUCUCCGUCGAAUGGAGAGGUCAUUGACGAAAGUAGUACAGAAGGGAGGAUUGCCACCUGGGCAAGUGGAUAGAGCUAGGGUCGAGCAGCUCAUCAGAGGGGCCGUAGAGUCUGACAUGAUGCUGCUUCAGUUAAGAUUGAGAGAAAGAAAAGAAUCGCCGCCCACUUUCUUGAGUCUCCUGAAUGAGAUCCGUGAGGAAGAGGAAAAUGAGGCCAUAAGGCGCAAGUUGAAUGCCACUGUGAAGCCUGUGCUCCCUCAAGAUUCUUUACAGCCGAGCCAAACUGAGAUCCAAGAGCUAAGAGCUGAGGUUAAAGAGCUGCGUGCCAGACUAGAAGGGUCACGUAACCCGCCUGCAGUGCCCAAAGCCCCAGAACCUAAAGUGAAGUGUUCCCCUAAGAGUGCUGAGGCUCUACCAGACCCUGAUGUGCAGGAGUUAAAGAAGCAAGUUCGGCCUUUUGAGGAUGGACACAAUGGGUCACUGUAUGAAUAUAGCUAUAUCUUCUUCCAGACUGAACUGGAACAUUGA
Molecule: messenger RNA, 1341 nt
Organism: Chanos chanos (milkfish)
Lineage: Eukaryota; Metazoa; Chordata; Actinopteri; Gonorynchiformes; Chanidae
Product: paraneoplastic antigen Ma1 homolog
Exons: 2
Coding region: 1-1341 (446 amino acids)
Source: RefSeq, a predicted model, not a curated record